This is a messenger RNA of Gloeophyllum trabeum ATCC 11539, 1009 nucleotides long. RefSeq lists its product as uncharacterized. Bases 115 to 708 code for a protein of 197 amino acids. The transcript is spliced from 7 exons. Lineage: Eukaryota; Fungi; Basidiomycota; Agaricomycetes; Gloeophyllales; Gloeophyllaceae. The record is from RefSeq and is a predicted model, not a curated record.
ACAACGACCGCUGUUCAGUCUUUGACGCUCCCUUUGGGCAUUCUUCACGUCCUCUAGCAGGUUAAAAGCAACUAUCAUCACCUCUAGUUUUAACCAGUCCGCUCCCUGUUCAUCAUGAAGUUCUUCGCAACCGCAGCUGCCCUUGUCGCGCUCGUCCCUGCCGUCCUGGGAUUGACUGUCAACACUCCCACUAACGUGGUCGCUUGCCAGCCCAUUCAGUUCACCUGGGCCGAUGGUACCGCGCCCUACUUCCUGUCCCUCGUUCCUGGUGGUCAGCCCUCUGCUACGGCUAUCCAGCAAUUCCCGACGCAGCAGGGUACCAGCUUCUCCUGGUCUCAAGUGACCCUGGCUCCCAACACCGCGUUCACCAUUGUCCUGAAGGACAGCACUGGUGCUCAGGCUUUCUCUGACAUCGUCACUGUCCAGUCCGGCAGCGACCUUAGCUGCUUGAACGGCAGCACCAGCGCUUCCGUCACCGGUGGCGCUUCCACCACUGGCGGCAGCUCCCCGAGCGGCACCACCAGCGGCGGCUCUUCGCCUACUAGCACUUCGCCCAGCGGCGGCAACUCGUCCUCCAACAGGCCUACAGGCUCUAGCAGCGGUAGCAGUGCCUCCCCGACCAACUCUAGCGGUGCCUCCCGUGGCCAGGCCGUGAGCGCGUUCGGCGUUGCAGGUGUUAUGGGUCUCGUCGGUGCUGCUCUUUUCUGAGCGGUGCUUUCUGAGAGUAUGUUACGACUAGACUCCGCAUUAGAAUGACUUCAUGAUGUCGGACCCGACUGCCACUCUUUAAUAUACUGUCUUUUCUGAAGGACGUUUACCCCGACUGCCUAUGUUCGUUUUAGUACCUUUUAUUUUCCUUCUGUAGCCCGGCCCCGUGUAGAGUAGACAGUGCCAAUCCACUCUGUCUACUGGUCUGUAUCUUAGGGUCGCCUAGGUCUUCUGAACUUCAAUGUACAUAUCUUUCUGUUUUCAGUCCCCAUAUUGUGAACGCCAUGGGUAACUCUCGCGA